AUGGCUCUCGUUGUGUUCCUCAUCCUGGCUGUGCUGGACUUUGUCCAGAACACCCUGGAGAUGAUUGAGAAGCUGCACUGUGUCGUGCAGCAGCUCAGACAUCAGCUGAGCCACAAGAUGACUCAGCUGCUGCAAGAUUUGGUGGAGACCCUGGAGCAGAAUGGGGUGGCCAGAGAAGUCCUGCUCUCUGUUGCCUCCCAGCAGUGGUGCUUCUGGGUGUCUGCUUUCGGGGCAGGAGCCCUGCUCCUGCUCCUGUGGCUCUGCUGGAGGACCAGGAAAAGGAGCCACAAGCCAGAAAGCAGCUGCCAGCAAGGCAGCCCUGAACGUCAAGAUGAGGAUGAAGAGGCAGAAGAUGACGAUGAUGAUGAUGACUAUGGCGGCAUUGGGGAUCUGGCUGGAUGUGUGGCUGAUCGCAUCUGGUUGCCAGCACCGUACAUGGCUGACAAGUGCAGGCUGGUGGAGGACCUGGUAGAGGAGCUUCUUAGUAGCUGCCGAAGACUUUCCGGGAAGACCUUCAAGCCACGGCUGCAGCCGGCCAUCAUGAUGGGCUAUGUCUACGAAGGCUGGAGUGCCCGUGAGGACAAUGUCCUCUACCAACUGCUGGUGCCCCUGCAGCCUCCCCCCGGCCAUGCCUUCUUAUUGGAGACGGACACCGCGAAGGACUUGCUGACCAGCGAAUCCUGCCUCCGUGUGCAGCUCCAGUGCAUGUGCAAGAGGGAGCAGCUGCUGAGGGACAGGUUGUGCUUCCUCCACCACAGCGAGGACGAGCUGAAAUGUCAAGGCCCCAGCCUCCUCAACACCCUGUGCACCAACUCAUACUUGGACAUCGAGAAAACCACCUGCUGGUUCCAGAUGUUGGUGAAAGAUGCCUGGAAGCUGAUACCUCUGUCACACCACUGCCAGCUGACGGUGCUGCCCACCACACGCUCCUGCAAGCUCAGCGUAUGGAAAGGGCAGGAAAACCUGUCCAUUCAGAUGACUUUUGGCGUGUCGCUAGAUGACUCCGAGUCAUUCCUCAGCCUCGACUAG
Messenger RNA from Columba livia (rock pigeon), 1029 nucleotides. RefSeq names its product inositol 1,4,5-trisphosphate receptor-interacting protein-like 1. Gene Ontology annotation, cellular component: membrane. The transcript has a single exon. The coding region runs from base 1 to 1029 and encodes 342 amino acids. The record is from RefSeq and is a predicted model, not a curated record. NCBI's taxonomy places the organism in Eukaryota, Metazoa, Chordata, Aves, Columbiformes, Columbidae.